Messenger RNA from Ficedula albicollis (Collared flycatcher), 7125 nucleotides. It is a transcript of the gene AHCTF1, whose product is annotated as AT-hook containing transcription factor 1. The transcript is spliced from 39 exons. The coding region runs from base 98 to 6850 and encodes 2250 amino acids. The record is from RefSeq and is a predicted model, not a curated record. Lineage: Eukaryota; Metazoa; Chordata; Aves; Passeriformes; Muscicapidae.
GAAAAGCUCAAGAUUCUCCUUUUGCUCUGCUGUGAGAUGAAGAACUGUCCCAGAUGCCAUUUCUUUUAAACAAAAAAGAGCUACAGAUGAUUGAAGAAUGCGAGACCUAACGGCUCAGGUAACGAGCAGUCUGCUGCAGUUUCCAGAGGUGACUGUUGAGGCACUUGGGGAAGAUGAGAUCACCCUAGACUCUGUGCUGUGUGGGAAGUUUUCUGGAGGCAGAAGUGGCCUGGCGUGGCUGGCGUGUGGCCCCCAGCUGGAGGUGGUGAACUCAGUGAGCGGAGAGCGGCUCUCUGCGUAUCGCUUCAGCGGGGCGAACGAGCAGCCUCCCACUGUUCGUGUGGUGAAGGAGUUCUCUUGGCAGAAGAGGACUGGGCUCCUGGUUGGGUUGGAGGAAGCAGAGGGGAGUGUUCUCUGCAAACUUAAGUGUGGGGGACACAUGGUGCUAUACCCUCAUGUUGUUCUUCCAGGAAGGGUGACUGCCAUCGAACCCAUCAGCAAUGACGGCGGAGCCAGCGUGAGCACCCGGCACCUGCACCAGAGUCUGCGAUGGCUCUUUGGGGUGGCAGCAGUGGCCACGGAUGUUGGCCACGUCCUUCUGGUUGACCUUUGUUUGGAUGAUUUAUCGUGCAGUCAGAAUGAAGUAGAAGCAUCAGAUCUAGAAGUUGUCACUAGAAUUCCUGCUGAAGUUCCCCAAAGAAGAGAAGCUGUGACGAGGGAAGGGAGGCAUCUCUGUUUUCAGUUACGAAGUCCUUCAGGAACAGCAGUAUCAACCCUGUGCUACAUAAGCAGGAGCAACCAGCUUGUUGUGGGUUUUUCUGAUGGCUACUUGUCACUAUGGAAUAUGAAAAUUUUGAAGAGGGAGCACCACUCCCAGCUUGAAGGAGGAAGGAUUCCUGUCUAUGCAGUUACUUUUCAAGAGCCCGAGAAUGAUCCCCGCAAUUGUUGCUACUUGUGGGCUGUUCAGUCUACACAGCAAAGUGAAGGUGAUGUUGUGAGUUUACAUCUGUUGCAGUUAGCAUUUGGUGACAGGAAACGCCUGGCAUCAGGACAAGUAAUGUACGAGGGUUUGGAAUACUGUGAUGAAAGGUACAGUUUAGACCUCACUGGUGGAAUCUUUCCCUUGAGAGGGCAGACCAGCAAUACUAAACUACUCAGCUGUCAGACCAUAGAAAAAUUUCGCAACCAUGCUGACAGAGAGGAUAACAUUAAUGAAGUAAUCUCUCCUGACACCAGUGUAUCAAUCUUCAGUUGGCAAGUGAAUACCUAUGGUCAGGGAAAACCAUCUACUUAUCUGGGUGUGUUUGACAUCAAUCGCUGGUAUCACGCUCAAAUGCCAGACUCACUGAGGCCAGAAGAAUUUCUUCAUGACUGCCCCUAUUUUGCACUGUGGUCACUGGAUCCUGUCAUAAGCAUGACUUCUCCAAACCUCAUUUUGGAUAUUCUGGUACACGAGCGUAGCCUAAGUCGGGGGGUGCCUCCUUCUUAUCCACCACCUGAACAGUUUUUUAAUCCAAGCACCUAUAAUUUUGAUGUGACGUGCUUGCUCAACUCGGGAGUUGUUCACAUGACUUGCACCGGCUUCCAGAAGGAGACGCUGAAGUUUUUGAAGAAGUCUGGUCCUUUAAUAAGUGAAGCCAUUCGUGACAGCUACACUCGGUGUCUUGUAGCUGGCUUGCUGUCUCCAAGACUGGUUGAUGUCCAGCCAUCCAGUCUGAGCCAGGAGGAACAGUUAGAAGCAGUGUUGUCAGCUGCGGUGCAGACAGGUUCUUUAGAACUUCUAACGGGAUGCAUUAAACACUGGACUUCUGAAGAGCAGCCAAGUUCAGCUGUAAAUUUACGGUUUGUUCUUGAGUGGACGUGGAACAAAGUGAUCUGUACAAAAGAUGAACUGGACCAAAUCUGUGUUCCGCUGUUUGACGGCUCGUGCAACUUCAUUGACCCACAGACGUUACAGUCCCUUCAGCACUGCCAGCUGCUUCUGAGCAACCUCAGCACAGUCCUGAACUGUUUUCUAACAGAAGCUCGAGAGCUUACUGAGAGAGGUUUUUCAGACUUGACAAAUAAGCAGGUGGUAACCAGCCUCAUUUCUUUGUAUGCACAAGUGGUGAUCUGGUUCUGUCGAUCCAGUCUCCUUCCCGAGGGUUUAGAUGACCACAUGCAUUUGUCUAGACCUUUCUACAAUUACCCUCUGAUUCAGAGCUACUAUACGGGUCAUCGAGAGAAACUCAAGCGUUUAUCAAGAGGCAAAUGGGAUUCUGACUGCUUGAUGAUUGAUGGAAUGGUUUCCCAGUUGGGAGAGCAAGUGGAGAAGUUGUGGCAAAGAGAUGAAGGCGGUACUGGGAAAUACCCACCUGUUAGUUUACACGCACUGCUGGAUCUCUAUUUGCUAGAAAGCAUUGAAGAAAGUGAUAAACAUGCAAUUACAAUUUACUUGCUGCUGGACAUCAUGCAUUCCUUUCCAAAUAAAACAGAAAAUUCAAUCGACUCCUUUCCAACUGCCUUUGCUAUCCCUUGGGGUCUUGUUAAACUUAUUCAAGGGUUUUGGCUUCUAGAUCACAAUGAUUAUGAAAAUGCCCUGGCCCUGCUCUUCCACCCAGCUACGAUCAAGACUGUGUCCUGGCAGCACACGAGGAUAAUUCAGUCCCUCAUGUGCCAGGGAGAGCACAGGAGAGCCCUCAGGUACAUCCAGAUGAUGAAGCCGUCGAUGUCCAGCAGCAGCGAAGUGCGGCUGCUCCUCACCGUGUUGUUGUCCAACAGGUGCGUGGUGGAGGCUUGGGGUCUCUUGCAGCAACACACCACCAAGUUAAACAUAGAAGAGCUGCUAAAGCACAUGUAUGAAAUCUGUCAGGAGAUGGGGCUCAUGGAGGAUUUGCUGAAGCUGCCCUUCACAGACACGGAGAAAGAGUGUUUGGAGAAGUUUUUACAGGCCAAAUCUGGUGUUCAGAACCACGAAUUCCUCUUAGUCCACCAUCUGCAGCGUGCCAACUACAUCCCAGCACUCCAGCUGAAUCAGUCCAUGAAGACCAGUUUGAUGAAUGAUCGUGAUCCUCGCUUGAGAGAGAGAGCAGUUGCCAGAAAUUCUCUAUUAGAUCAAUAUGGCAAGAUCCUUCCCACAGUCCAAAGGAAGUUGGCAGUGGAGAGAGCCAAGCCGUACCGUUUGCCUUCAUCAGUCUUAAGAGAAGUCCCAAGGCCAAAGCCAUUGUCAACAGCAACAAGGCAAACUAAUGCAGGAAAUGUGCAUACAAGAGCAACUUUCAUCAGUAAGGUGUUGUCCAAAAUUGGGGAAGUAUGGUUCGGAAAUGAGCAGAAAACAAGUAUCUCACAAUAUGAUAGUCCUAGAACUACAGAGCCAGCAGUCAGUGCGCAUCCUCUCCCUGGUGCAGAGUUGCCUGAUGCAUUUCUUGGGACACCUAUUACAAAACUUUCUCAAAAGUGUUCAAGGUUGCUGGAUUUGGUGGUUCGUCCUGUCCCUUCCUGCUCUGUGGCACAGGAUGAGAGCCAGCAGUCCCCAUGCAGGGCUUCUACUUCUUUGGUGGCAUCCAGCCCCCUGAGAUCAAAUACACAUCGCUCCAGUUCCCAAAAGAAUCUGCCAAGAGCAUCAGAGUUGAAUUUACUGGAAACUCCUCUUGUGGUCAAGAGAGCUAAAGUUUUGGCCACGUCUUCUGGUUUUCCUGGGUUUACUCCUCAGUCUAUUCUCAGGUCCAGCCUUCGCACUACACCCCUAGCAACUCCCUCUGCAUCCCCAGGACGAUCAGUUACUCCUCCUCUACGAGCAAAGGAACCUAGAAUAUCUUUCAGGGAAGAGAGCUCACAUGCAAAGUGGACUGUUGGGGUGACAGAAGAUGAUAAAACACUCUUUGGAGCUUCAUCUGAGCAUCAUCAUGGCUUGGUGGAGGAUGCUUGGUCUGAAAGUAGAGCUAAACCAACUCUGUUUACUCUGAGCAAUCCUGAGGAUGAUCGUGUUGAAUUGCAGGGGUCUUUAGAAAGCAUUCCUGGGGGUGAUUUAGAGAAGAUGGAUGUCAGCAAGGAAAAUAGUAACUUGUCUGUCAGAUCAGACCAGACUACUUUGGAGUAUCAUGAUGCAAAAUCACCUGGUGAUUUUGAAGAUGAUGUCAUCUUUAUAGCUGCUAAACCAGCUAAUUCUUCCACUGAAGAAACAGUUGAUGUUCAAGAAUUGGAGAAGGAGGAAGAAAGUGAAAUGGUUGAAGAUAAACCUUUGCAAAUGAAACAACCAGAUCCUUCAGGACGAAGAAAAGAAGCAGGAUUUGUGGAAGAAUCAAAUGCUGAAUGUCAUACCCUUCCUGAGCAUAAGUUGGUGUUUAAAGCUGCUGAUGCUGGAACUUCUGGGGCUGGAAAUGAAGGUGAAACAACCUACCAGAAGUCUGAAAUGACCUCUUCAUCAGAAGACAAAGCCGUAUUGGUUACAACAAGUCCACAGCUCGCUGAAUCCCGAGAGGCAGACAGUGAAUCUGUGAUAAGUAUCCAUGACAGUGAGGACAUGGUCAGUACUCCAUCUGAAAAUCGCCUUGAGGACAAGUGUGUGGAUUUACCUGGAGAAUGUAACCCUGAAGUUGCUGAAAUUGAAGAAGGGUCUGUUUCUAGCAAUCCUCCAAAAACUGAGGAAAUUAAUGUUAUAGAAGAUGCCUCAGAACCAGCGCCUGAAACAUCACCAUAUAGUCAGCUAGAUCCAUCAAGUGAUCUUCAUUAUAACUAUGAAAAUAUAGAGCAACAGUUUGCAUGUGAUUUGCCUGAUAAUAAUGAAUGUGAUGCAGCUGAGGGAGAUGGAGAUGUUUAUCUAUCUCAGAGUAAUUUUACCUUAGUUUUGGAAGGAGAAGAAGGGGAAGCAGAGAUGGGAGACCCUACAUCAGUAGAUGCUUCUAAACCAAAUGACACAACAACAGAAGAAAAGCCUGUGAUCCAUUUAGGAAAUACUGAAAGCCAGGAGCAUGUUACAAACUCAGUGUCCACUGUAACUGGUGAUCAGGAAUCUCAAAAUAUUGCAGAGUCACUCCCAUAUGUGCCUGAACCUAUUAAGGUUGCCAUUGCUGAGAACUUACUGGAUGUAAUCAAAGACACAAGAAGUAAAGAAUUUACAUCUGAAGUUGUAGAACAAUCUAUUCAUGAAACCAUAGGUAAAAAGGUAACUAGAUUGCAGAAGGUGAAAGCUCCCUUAACACCUGUGCUAGAAGCAGUGGGAGAGGAAACCAGCAGACAUCAUUAUGGCAUUGCUCCAAGAACACGCACAAGGGGACAGCUGAGUAGAAGUCCAGGUGUUCUGUCAGUAGGCACUCAGCAGCUGCUGAAGACAGACAGCCCAGCUCUGCUUGGACUGUCUCCUCGGAGAAGUACCAGGCGAACAAAAGAAGCAUCUGAGACUCCCAGACUCCAAACAGAGGAAAGUGCUCCAGAUGAGCAAAUACCUGUGACACCUGUUACUCCUAGGAGAGGUAGGAAACCUAAACUGUCUAAUUUAGAAAAAACAGAAAGCAGCCAUUCUGAUGCACAAACCUUGUCUGACAGUACACUGCCUGUUACUCCCAGAAGAGGAUCAAGGAGAGCAAAGGAAGCUGCAUCUGAACUCCAAGAAGGGGUUAAUGAGGAAACACCUCUUGCUGAAGGCAGCAUUAUUGCUCCUUUCACUUCCAGAAGGACUAAAGGAGGAAAAAAUUCAUCUGGAAAUCUGGAAACUAGCAAGACUGACACUGAUCAUAACGUAAAAACAGCAGCCAGUCCCAGUAGAAGUACAAGAAAAUUGAAAAGCUUUAAUUUACAGUUUACUGAAGAUACUGUCAAGGAUCAGCAGGUGCAGCUUAGUGACCAACCCCUUUUACCUGUGCCAAAUAAAAGAGGCAGAAGAAGAAAGAUUAGUUUAUCAGAAGUUUCAGAAAAUUCUGAUCUUGACCUGUCUAAAUCAUCACUUCCUCAAACAGAAUUUAAACUUCCUGUCACGCCUAGAAGAAGUGCUAGGAAGGCGGCACAAAAUCUCUUGGCAGACCCAGAGCCUACCUCUUCUCAGGAAGACAUCCAUUCAGGUGUGAAAGUAGAAGUCCUUGAUACUCCUAAGAAAAGAACUCGAAAAGUCCCACAUGAGAAUCCAGAAAAAGUGGAUACUCAUGAGCAAACUCCUGCAGAGGCAAGCGAGGAGCCAGCUACACCCAGGUCUACGGUAAGGACAGGGCGUCGGGGCAGGAAGAGGAGAUCAAUGUCUGAGGAGACUUCCCAAGGACCUGGUGGCAGUCCUUUGCUGCUUGAAGACAUAAACCCCUCAGGACCUGGUCAGACAUCAAGAGCUCUGACAGAUCGUGUUACAAGAACCAGAUCCCGCAGGACUGCCAUGCAACAGAAACUGUCUGUUGAGGAAAAUGAGACAUUCCUUUUCUCUCCUCCUCUCACAAAGCUGACAAAGAAAUUUGAAGCUGGGAAAACAGACCAUCCUGUGCAGUUGAAGGAUUUAGACCCGGAUUUGUCUUCUCAAUUUGUCUUUUCACCCCCUCUUUUGAGGUCAAGGAGAAAAACUGUAGCUAGCAUUUCCCGGAUUGUGAAAGAAGCAGAGCUUCCAGCUAAAGAGGAAGAGGAUACCAAAUCCGUAGAGUCUGGGGAAAAGCAAAAAUUGAAGAGAGGUAGAACUCCAAAAUCAAAAAUGAAGAAAUCAAGCAAAACCACAAAAGAAGGUUCUUGGUCACCUCCACCAGUCGAAAUAAAAUUCAUCUCUCCUUUUGGAAGUCCAGUGGAUGGAACAAAAACUAAACAGAAAGAAACUACAGAGGCAGCAGGGAAGACCUUAAGAAAGAACAAAAAAAGACUGUCUAAUUUUCCAAAGCCAGUUGUGCGUCGGAAGAUGCUGUAACUGUUUUUUUAAGUUUAUAAUGUACACCACUGUUUGUAAAGUCAUCAAAAUUGUGUGAAUUAGUAAAAAGAAGAAAAUCAUCUAAUUUGGAAGAGAUAAUUUAUAUAAAUUAUUGUAAAAUUUCAUAAAAAAUGGUCUUCAGUAAGUAACUCCAUAUGGAGUGUGAUUUCCUCAGUCAAUGCAGUUUUCUAUUUUAUAUUAAGACUUCAUACAUUUAUAUAAUAUGUAAAUACAGCUUAUUUUAGGAAUGGUAAAUAAAAGUGUAUACUUCUCAA